AUGUCGACUCAGCAACGCUAUCGUAUAGGUGUCGACGUCGGAGGCACAAACACUGACUCCGUACUGCUCGACGUAUUGCCCAAUGUCUCGGCUUCUGAAUCCAGAGGGGUUAUGUCUUCGUCCAAGAAACCGACCACUCCGAAUGUGACGGAUGGCAUUGAGGCUGCAGUUCGAUCUGUGCUCGAGGACAGUCGCGUCCAACCUGCGGAGAUUGGUAGCUUGAUGAUUGGAACGACGCACUUCAUCAAUGCUGUAGUGGAGGCAGACUCCAGGAGGCUCUCUAAAGUAGCCGUGAUUCGGCUUGGGGCACCGUAUACGGAGGAAUGCCCUCCGUUUAUCGACUUCCCUCCGAUUCUCCGCUCCAUCACAGAAGGACACGUCGCUAUACUGAAAGGAGGACUUCAAAUCGAUGGCUCAGCUAUCAACGAUAUCGACGAGGCUGAGCUAAAGGCGGAGGCGGCCAAAAUCCGUGACAAGGGGCUGACGUCUGUCGUCCUUGUCGGAAUUUACUCGCCUUUGGAUCAGAACGACGGCACGAGUCAAGAGGACCGUGCCAAAGAUAUCCUAUCCCAGGCACUCGGACCUGGGGUGGAUAUUGUUUGUUCAAGAGAAGUUGGACAUGCUGGCCUACUCGAACGAGAGAACGCGUCGAUAUUGAACGCGUCUAUCCUCGCCUUCGCGAGGCGUACAAUCAGAGGAUUUCAACGUGCAAUGAAUCGUCUGGGUCUCAAAUGCCCUCUAUUCCUGACGCAGAACGACGGCACACUGAUCACUGCUGCAAAGGCGGCGAAACUUCCAAUCCGCACCUUUGCUAGUGGUGCUACCAACAGUAUGCGCGGCGCGGCGUAUCUGGCACACGGCAAGGGGGUUGAGCAGCAGGAUGGCGUGGAACAUGGAAAUCUGGUUGUUGUAGAUAUUGGUGGAACGACCACGGAUGUCGGCGUGUUGUUGCCCUCUGGCUUUCCGCGGCAGGCUGCAGCAUAUAUCGAAGUAGCUGGCGUUCGCACUAACUUCUCGAUGCCAGAUGUGCAGAGUAUAGGUCUUGGAGGUGGAUCCCGGGUACACGUCUCGGAGACGGCAGCAGGCGAAACUGUCGUUUCAGUUGGGCCGGACUCUACUGGAUACAAGCUUCUGACGGAGGGUCUCGUAUUCGGCGGCAGCACGCUGACGGCGACCGACUGUGUCGUCGCUACCGACGAAUCCCUUCAGGUCGGCGACAGAACCAAAGUCUCGGGUGCGAUUCCGGAGAGCGUACUACAGGGCGCUCGAGCGGCCAUGAAAAAGCUAUUAGAAGAUGUCGUUGACCGCAUGAAAACCAGCCCUGAGCCUGCUACAGUUCUCCUCGUGGGAGGUGGUAGCAUCCUCGCGCCGUCAAGCCUCAAAGGAGUUGCCAAUAUCGUCCGACCACCCUUCUUCUCUUGCGCUAAUGCCGUUGGUGCUUGCGUGGCGAAUAUUUCCGGAGAAUUCGACACUAUCGAGAUUUUACAAGACAAGUCUCUGGAGGAUGUGCUAGAGAAAUGCAAGGUGGAAGCAAUUGAACGCGCUGUGGCCGCAGGUGCAAAGAAGCACACUGUCAAGGUCGUGGAGGUUGAAAAUCUUCCGGUUCAGUAUGUUACCAAUAAAGCGACCCGUAUUAUCGUUCGUGCAGUUGGAGAGCUUGACACCGAGGCGAUGCUGGAGUCAUCGAAUGUCAUGGAAGAUCGCGAAGAAACGGAAGAACCCGAGGGAGAGAACGAUUCCAAAAGCGGCGACCGAAUCAUACGGAUCGAUGUCAACACCUACGUCCCUCAGAUUAACGCCAAGCGGGAGUGGAUCCUCAGCGAGAUCGACCUUGCUUGGAUCGCCGAAGGCUGUGGUAUACUGGGAACCGGUGGCGGCGGCAGCCCGUACCCGCCGCAAAUCAUGGCACGCCAGAUCCUUCGCGAUGGAGGCGAGAUACGAGUAAUCUCUUCCGACAGUCUACCGGACGAUGCGGUUAUCUUCCGAGGGCAUUUUAUGGGAUCGCCUUCCGUAUCGAACGAACGCUUACAGGCGGGCACCGAAACCGAGACGGCUUGUCGGAACCUUGCCAAGUUUGUGAACAUGGGAACUCCGGCCGCGAUAAUAUCGGACGAGAUUGGUGGUGGUAAUGGUAUUCAGCCAAUGAUACUGGCGUCGGCCAAGCACCUCAACAUUCCGGUUUUCGACGGCGAUCUGAUGGGCAGAGCGUAUCCCAACAUGUGGCAGAGCCUGCCUGCCGCAUAUGGUGUUCCCGCUAGUCUUGUACCCUGUGCAAUCGCAGACGGUGUUGGUAACUCUGUGCUUCUUCCAUCGACAUCUGAUCAAUGGAUGGUUGAAACUUUGCUCAGAGGUGCAUGCACUAGCAUGGGAAGCAAGGCUGGAGUGUCAAUGGCACCUCUGUCGGCGAAGACCUGUAGGGAGUACGGAGUGACGCGCUCCGUGUCACAAGCGUGGAGAAUUGGCAGGGCCGUCGCUCUCUGCCGGCAGAGAAAUGAUUUGAGUGGCAUCCCCAAUGGGGUUCUUGAGCUUCAGAACGGUAAAUGUCUCUUCAUUGGCAAGAUAACCGCAGUCAACCGCGAGUGGGGCACCGUGACCAUGGUCCCACUCCUGGAUAGCGAAGUGGAGUCAGCACGACCGAACGGACUGUCUGCUAAUGCUGAUGAUGCGCUCACUAUCACCUUCCAAAACGAGAACCUAACUGCCGAGCUCACCUCCGCGCCAGGCGCAAAGCAAAUGCUGGCCGUGGUACCCGAUCUGAUUACUGUGCUGGAUUCCCAAAGCGGAUCGAGUCUGGGAACACACGAGUAUCGUUAUGGGUUACGAGUCACCGUUCUCGUCCUUGCCUCGCAUCCCUUAUGGACGACCGAGCGAGGUCUCGAAAAUGGCGGGCCCAAAGCAUUCGGGCUGGACGGACCCUACAAACCAGUAGCGCAGUAUUGCGAACCUCGUUCGGUCAUCGAGGAAUACGGCAAGCCGUGA
Punctularia strigosozonata HHB-11173 SS5 is the source of this 2979-nucleotide messenger RNA. RefSeq names its product Hydantoinase/oxoprolinase. Gene Ontology annotation, cellular component: cytosol. Bases 1 to 2979 code for a protein of 992 amino acids. The transcript has 30 exons. The record is from RefSeq and is a predicted model, not a curated record. Gene Ontology annotation, molecular function: 5-oxoprolinase (ATP-hydrolyzing) activity. Lineage: Eukaryota; Fungi; Basidiomycota; Agaricomycetes; Corticiales; Punctulariaceae. Gene Ontology annotation, biological process: glutathione metabolic process.